AUGCAGAACGAGAUACAGGCCCUGCGUGACGAAGUAAACCGGAUGAAGCAACAACAGGAGCCGCAACUGCGCCCAACUCGGGAAAACCCUGCUCCCGAGCCGAUCGGUCUUGUUGUGGAAGCUCACUCCCCACUAAGGAGUACUAGGCACGAGGCGCCUCAACACCCCCAGACACGAGUUUCGGAGUUGAGUCGACUAUUCCUUACCCAAUUCAUAAGUGGUAAGAGAAGUCGAAACCCCAAUACUCAGUUGUUUGCCGUCAAGCAGGAGCCGAAGGAGUCGUCAAAAGACUAUAUCGCUCGCUUCAAUGAGGAAGAACUGCUGAUAGAAGAUUACGAUGACAAAAUGACGCUCGCUGCUGUGUUCAGCGGCUUAAAAGAAAGAAAAUUCACCUUCUCCAUCGGAAAGAAUCCACCAAAGACGUUGGUCGAACUCGUUACCAGAGCUCAGAAAUAUACCAACACGAAAGAAUUCUCCAAUGCCCGCAAAAGUGUCCAAGUGGCUGAGCCGAAUGGUAAAGGGAAGAGACCUAAGAACGAGGAAUCCCAACAGUCCAACAAAAGACCCGACGACCGCACCCCUCGCGAUCGUCACCCGAACAGAAGGCCGGAGGGAAAGUUUCGUUCCUACACCCUCCUUGACACAUCCACCGAGCAGAUUCUAUUGGACAUCAGAGGAGAAAAGCUGAUGAAUUGGCCUAUCUGUAAGAGAGACGACCCGGAUCAUCGAGACAAGCGUAAGUACUGUCGUUUUCACCGAGAUCACGGUCAUAACACGGCGGACUGUGUAGAUCUCAAAGAUGAAAUCGAGACCCUUGUUCGGAAAGGGCACCUGCGCUGA
Magnolia sinica is the source of this 840-nucleotide messenger RNA. RefSeq lists its product as uncharacterized. The transcript is spliced from 2 exons. Bases 1 to 840 code for a protein of 279 amino acids. NCBI's taxonomy places the organism in Eukaryota, Viridiplantae, Streptophyta, Magnoliopsida, Magnoliales, Magnoliaceae. The record is from RefSeq and is a predicted model, not a curated record.